GUGCUGGGCAUCGAGACGUCCUGCGACGACACGGCAGCGGCCGUCGUGCGGAGCGACGGGGCCAUCCUCGGGGAGGCGGUCGUGUCGCAGCACGAGAUCCACGCGCAGUUCGGAGGCAUCGUGCCCGGGCUCGCGCGCGACGCCCACGCCGAGGCCAUCGACGAGGUCGUGGCCCUCGCCGUGGAGCGCGCGGGCUUGGACGGCGUCGGCGCCGUCGACGCGGUCGCGGCGACGGUGGGCCCCGGCCUCGAGAUCUGCCUGCGGGUCGGCGCGCGCAAGGCGGUGGACGUGGCGGACGCGCACGCCAAGCCCUUCGUCGCCAUGCACCACCUCGAGGCCCACUGCUUGAUCUCGCGGCUGCCGGACCCGGCGUCGGCGCGGCCCGAGUUCCCGUUCCUGGCCCUCUUGGUGUCCGGCGGGCACUGCCAGCUCCUGUGGAUCCGGGGCGUCGGCGACAUCGCCGUGCUCGGCGGGACGCUGGACGACGCGCUGGGCGAGGCCUACGACAAGGCCGCGCGCAUGCUCGGCCUCGCGGCGCCGACGGGCGGCGGCCCCGCGGUCGAGCGCGUCGCGCGGGCGGGCGACGCGGCGUCGAUCGCCCUGCCCGUCCCCAUGCGCCAGCGCAAGGACUGCGACUUCUCCUACGCGGGGCUCAAGAACGCGCUCCGCGUGCAGAUCAACGAGCGGCGCGAGGCCCUCGGCUUGGGCGAGGGCGCGCGGCUCCCGGACGGCGACGCCGCGGACUUCGCCGCGUCGUUCCAACGCGUGGCCAUCGCCCACGUCGAGGACCGGCUGAAGACGGCCUUCAAGGCCGUCGCCGGCGACCUGCCGGACGGCGGCGCGCCGACGCUCGCGCUCGUCGGCGGCGUCGCGGCGAACGCGGAGCUCCGGAGCCGCGUGGGCGCACUCUGCGAGGCCCGCGGCUGGGCCCUCGCGGUGCCCGCGCCGCGGCUCUGCACGGACAACGGCGCCAUGGUCGCCUGGGCCGCGAUCGAGAAGCUGAACCUCGGCGUCUCCGAC
Messenger RNA from Aureococcus anophagefferens, 1020 nucleotides. RefSeq lists its product as hypothetical. The transcript has a single exon. The record is from RefSeq and is a predicted model, not a curated record. Lineage: Eukaryota; Pelagophyceae; Pelagomonadales; Pelagomonadaceae. Gene Ontology annotation, cellular component: mitochondrion. Gene Ontology annotation, biological process: tRNA threonylcarbamoyladenosine modification. The annotation marks the transcript as partial.